AUGACGUGUUUAAGUCUUGUCACGGUGGCCGUCUGUAUGCUCGUCAUUCCUGCCCUCGGUCAUUGGUCUGCAGAUAGCUACAAGAAUGGACCACACGGCUCAGGUAGAGGUUACCCACUUGAACGCGCUGGUGGUCACGGAGGUGGUGUAGGUGCUGGCACAGGUUACCCACUUGAACGCGCUGGUGGUCACGGAGGUGGUGUAGGUGCUGGCACAGGUUACCCCCUUCGGCAAGGCGCUGGUGGUCACGGAGGUGGUGUAGGUGCUGGCACAGGUCUCCCCGCUGUUCAAGGCGCUGGUGGUCACGGAGGUGGUGUAGGUGCUGGUGGUCACGGAGGUGGUGUAGGUGCUGGCACAGGUCUCCCCGCUGUUCAAGGCGCUGGUGGUCACGGAGGUGGUGUAGGUGCUGGUGGUCACGGAGGUGGUGUAGGUGCUGGCACAGGUCUCCCCGCUGUUCAAGGCGCUGGUGGUCACGGAGGUGGUGUAGGUGCUGGUGGUCACGGAGGUGGUGUAGGUGCUGGCACAGGAACCAAUCAGGCAGGUGCCGGGCAAGGUAGACCUUUUGGCCGACUUCCCCGAAAACUGCCUCAGCUGGAAGUAUACGUUAACCCUCAGGACGCCGUGGCCACAUCUGUGGUCAGAACCACUGACCAGUACUUCUACAAACCCACACCUGUUGGCUUUAACCACAUCAUCACAAACAUCAAUGGCGGAUACAACAAGGAAUACGGUGUCUUCACCGCUCCCGUGCCAGGAAUCUAUUCCGUUAACUACCACGUACAAAGCAAGAAAGGUAGCACUAAAGAGGCCCAUGUGGAUCUGACCCAGAACGGACAAGUCGUGAACUCCGCCAAGGCAGAAGGUAAUUGUGUCGCGGCAUCCAACUCCGCCGUCCUCUACCUUGACCAGUUUGACCGGCUCAGUGUCAACGGUCGUGAAGGAACCAUCAUUGGCUGUAAGAAUAACGGUUUCUGUAGCUUUAGCGUGUCUCUGGUUAAACCGGGUAGAUUCACAGAUCUUAAAAUCCCACGAGCUGUACCCAUGGAUAAACAUGGGUAA
This is a messenger RNA of Liolophura sinensis, 1059 nucleotides long. RefSeq names its product complement C1q-like protein 4. The transcript is spliced from 8 exons. Bases 1 to 1059 code for a protein of 352 amino acids. Lineage: Eukaryota; Metazoa; Mollusca; Polyplacophora; Chitonida; Chitonidae. Gene Ontology annotation, molecular function: protein binding. The record is from RefSeq and is a predicted model, not a curated record.